This is a messenger RNA of Phaeoacremonium minimum UCRPA7, 894 nucleotides long. RefSeq names its product putative alpha beta hydrolase protein. Bases 1 to 894 code for a protein of 297 amino acids. The transcript has 2 exons. Lineage: Eukaryota; Fungi; Ascomycota; Sordariomycetes; Togniniales; Togniniaceae. Gene Ontology annotation, molecular function: hydrolase activity. The record is from RefSeq and is a predicted model, not a curated record.
AUGGCUAUCCUCAGUCAGCGUUCAUGUAAGACUCACUGUUACAAGUCCAUAUUUCUUGCUGCCGCUAACGGAUGUCUGCCCGUGGCCAGUUGGCGUCAUGUUGUGCCAGCUCUCGUCGGCAAGGUAGCUCUGUUCAUCCCGGAGCUGCCUGGAUAUGGAAUUAGCAGCCCGGCACACAAGCACUCCAAGCUUGACAUUGGCAGAGCUCUCCUCGAGGCACUGGAGAAGACUUUUGACAUUGGGAAGUCUUCGCCUCGGAACGUCAUCCUCGGAGGACACGAUCGAGGGGCGAGAAUAUGCCACAGGCUCGCAGUCUCACGGGCGGAGUUUACGUCUAUCAACGUCGUUGCCACCAUCCUAUUAGACAUUGUGCCGACCAAGAUUCAGUGGGACAAGUUUCAAAAUCCAGCGAUUUGCCAAGGAUAUUAUCACUGGCCCCUGCUUGCAAAUGUUGACAUCGCCGUUAAGUUGAUAUCUGCAUACGGCGGCGCGCAGUGGUGUCGCGAUGCACAUUCACGGCUUGCCAGUAGCGAGGAGGGUGCUCGGCGAAUCCAAUCAGGCAAUGCGGUGGAUGUAUAUGCAGCAUUGUUCGACAAGGAGGAAACAUUACGAUACAGCGCCGAGGAUUACGCCGCUGGUGCCGCUCCAGAGUAUGCCGAACAGGUGGAGGAUCAGAAGGCGGGGCGCAAGCUUGAUGUUCCGACCAUGGUGAUGUUCUCAAAAGCAGGUCUCGGCUCGAGGAUUGAUGUGGCGGAGGAGUGGAGAGACUGGAUCACAGCCGGAACCACUUACGAGCCUGUUCCUAUCGGAAAUGGUUACGGUCAUUACCUCCCAGAGGAAGCUCAUGAUCUUGUUUCAGAUCAUAUUCAGUCAUUUAUCCAAAAGUUUCUGUGA